GAGCUCACCUUAAUGAACCCUGCCUGCUGCAGUCUCUGCUCUCUAGUUAGCGGCUCGGUGUGGGAGGGCGGGUCUGUCGUUUGAUGCAGUGAGGGGCCGUGCCCAGAGCGGGUUUGCUCGCCCACUCCACUCCAUCCGCAAGCUGGCCGGCUGCACUUCUCGCUCCCGUGUGAAAUAAUUUGAGAUCUUUAUCUGAAAGUGAAACUAAACAGCGAUGACUGACUCUUUACCUCCAGAGAAUUGUCCCGUGACAGACCGCUCCAUCGUGGACCCGGUUCUGAACGGACAGUGUGCGGCUCCGGAGCAUAACCCUACCAUAACCACAAGCCAGGGCGACCCUGUCAUUAUUAACCAGGACCAGGAGAUGAAGAUAACUGACAGCAUUGAAGGCCAAGGCCUGCUGGAGAGCAGCACACGCCUGAAGCCCCAUGAGGCCCAGAGCUACCGGAAGAAGGCGCUGUGGGUGUCCUGGUUCUCCAUCGCGGUGACGCUCGUUCUGGCUGUAGCAUCGUUCACUGUUUCCAUCAUGAGACACAGCGCGUCUGCCUUCGGAUUUGCCUUCGAUGCCACGCUGGAUGUCCUGUCCUCCAUCAUCGUGCUGUGGCGCUACAGCAAUGCAGCCGCUGUGCACUCGGCUCACAGAGAGUACAUAGCCUGCGUUGUCCUGGGAGUGGUAUUCAUCCUAUCCUCCAUGUGCAUUCUGGGAAAAGCCAUCCAUGACCUGGCCACCAAGCUACUUCCUGAAGUGGAUAGCUUCCUGUUCAGCGUCUCGGUCGUCAGCGGCGUCACAUGUAUCAUCCUGGCCAUCAUCAAAUUCAUGCUGGGGAGGGUGCUGACCAGCCGGGCCCUCGUCACCGACGGCUUCAACUCCCUUGUUGGCGGCGUGAUGGGAUUCUCCAUUCUCAUUAGUGCUGAAGUUUAUAAACACAGCGCCACUGUGUGGUACCUGGAUGGGAUGACAGGUGUCCUCAUUGGCCUUAUCAUUCUCGCCUAUGGGGUGAAGCUGCUGGUCGACAUGAUCCCGCUGGUGAGACAGACGAGAAACUACGAGCGUUUCGAGUAAGAGGACCGCGGCUAGCGGGUCCCUAGGGGCAGCUGGACCCGCAGUCCGUGUGUCCGAGCAGGAAAACGAACAGGGACGUUACGCUGCCAGCAGUAUCCCAGUUCAAAGCCAGCCUUCUGUUGCUGCAGAGUCCUACUCAUGUGUUUCUCUUUUUAAUCUUUCAAUUUCAAAAAGCUGGGAUGCAGUUUCAUGUCUCUGUCCCACGAUGGGAUGAAGAGGUGUUUUGAUUCUGGGAGAGCAGCUGUGACACCCUCUAGUGGGGCAUUCAUGCAUCUGCAUGACAGUGGCACCUUUCUGAUAGACCAGUGUGUCAUUAGGGUCACUCAGAAGAAAACAUAAAAUCCCAAAAUUAAGGAGAUGUCCCGAUUUUAUUCUUAACAGUGCCCCAGGGGUUGUAAAGGCUUCUUGCUUGUUUUGGGUUUGGGGCAGAGUCCUGUGUGAGGACCAACAGGAUAUAUGCCGCUUGGUUCUGAAUGUAGGACAGAUAAAGCAGGCAAGUCAAGGCCCAGACACUAAAAUGUCAGCCUCUGUACUGAAACAUUUAUCACAUACAAGCUGUCACAGGACUCUGCAGAUUAUUUUUGAAUUUCUUGGCUUUCUUCGCUUGAUCAUUUUCGAUAUUAUUUCUCUGGGGGGGUAGUGGGGCUUGUAGUGGACCUUCACCAGGACAUUAAGGAAGCUGUCAUUCAGAUACAUUCCCUGGGUCAGAGAGAAUUUUUGACUUACAGGAAUCUCAGUCUGAAUUUCACAGCAUUUUCGCCAACGGAGAGACCCAAGAAUACCUGGUCAGGAAAGCGAUCCUUUUCAGAAUGCAUAUAACUUUUUGUUUUAGAUAUUAAUACCUUUUGUAUAUAUGGUGACUCUGGUAUAUACCAUCUAUGAAGUAUGUUUAUAUAGUUAUUUUGGUUGCGGCUGAACCUUGCUGAGUUCUGCUGAGUGCCGUCUUGCUGGCUCGAUGUCGCAGUUCCUCGGAUGUAUCGUCCUGUGGGUCGGAGGCUCCCGUCUACCAGCCGCUGUAAUUAACACACAGCCAGUCAUCCAGACGCACUUUCACAUUCCCUCAGUUUCUUAUAUAGCACACUGUCAGGGGAGACUCAACCAGCACAUGCAGAUAGCCGACUGACUAAUGUCGCCAACUGCAGUGGGAGCAGAGCUGUCCCUGUGUACAGCUGAGAGUGUCUGCUUUUCUGAUGCUUUUGUGAAGAUGAUCCAGUGAUAUGAAAUUGCUGUUUAAUGGAUUACUGCUGACUCCUGUACAGAAAUGAUGUUCUCUUUGGAAAUAUUUUUCAGCAGAAAUGUUUGUUUUUAUUUAAUAAGGUUUGGCUAAUUUAUUUUUUAUUUAAUGGCAAAUAUAAAAUAUUGACAUUGUCACGUUAUCUGUAUAAAUCUGUGAAAUAAGCUGUGAAACUCUCAGUCUCUGUACUGUAAAAAUUUCAUGGCCUGUGUUAUCCAUUAUAAAACAAGUAAACCAGAACCAAGCACACACACACACACACACACACACACACACACACACACACACACACACGCACGUAGGGUAUACCUAUCCUUAUGGGGCCCGCUCAUUCACUGCUAUGGGAAAAAUGUUAAUGCUAACUAUGACAACCUUAACCCCCACCCUGCCCUAACCAUAACCAUAAGUAACCAAACAAAAAUACAAGA
Messenger RNA from Brienomyrus brachyistius, 2725 nucleotides. Its product is annotated as transmembrane protein 163-like. Gene Ontology annotation, molecular function: zinc ion binding. The coding region runs from base 215 to 1063 and encodes 282 amino acids. The transcript has 8 exons. Gene Ontology annotation, cellular component: synaptic vesicle membrane. The record is from RefSeq and is a predicted model, not a curated record. Lineage: Eukaryota; Metazoa; Chordata; Actinopteri; Osteoglossiformes; Mormyridae.